AUGUCAGGUGCAGCACGCCCUAUCCAUGUCCAGCCGUUUCUAGCAAUUCCGUCUACCUCGUCCGGUAUCUUGCGCCUGCCCCUCACGUUGAUUACCGACAUCGAAUAUCAAGAACGCCUAGCGAAGCGCUCAGCGGGCACAUUACCCAUCCUCGUGGGCCCCUCUACCUGCCUGCCAUGUUCCCCUCGCCUUGCCGUCAGACCCAAAAUUGCCUCUUCUGGAAAUCUGGGAGAUGAAUGGCGAUCACGGGUGGCGCUGUGA
Molecule: messenger RNA, 261 nt
Organism: Colletotrichum tamarilloi
Lineage: Eukaryota; Fungi; Ascomycota; Sordariomycetes; Glomerellales; Glomerellaceae
Exons: 2
Coding region: 1-261 (86 amino acids)
Source: RefSeq, a predicted model, not a curated record